Messenger RNA from Hermetia illucens (black soldier fly), 2978 nucleotides. RefSeq names its product GATOR complex protein Wdr59 (gene Wdr59). The record is from RefSeq and is a predicted model, not a curated record. Gene Ontology annotation, molecular function: protein binding. The coding region runs from base 200 to 2935 and encodes 911 amino acids. Lineage: Eukaryota; Metazoa; Arthropoda; Insecta; Diptera; Stratiomyidae. The transcript has a single exon.
UGCAGGCAGAGUUUCACGCAUAUUUGUUUGACCUGGAAGUGUUUAUAAGUGCAAGACCAAAGUGCAUAUUUUUUCCUUUGAAUAUGCUCGUAGAGCUAUGAAUACGACUGUGCGCAGCCAAAUUCGCUGAGCUAAUUGAUAUCCUCUAUUUAUAUCCUCUACUUUUCCGAAGGAUCCUGUUCGCACGCGGUCGGGGAAGAUGAAGGAACUGAACUGCAUCAAACGCCACAACCACUCCAUUUGGGAGCAUCGAGACUUGCAGGCCACUGCUAUGUCCGUGGAUUGGACCGGGCAGUGGGUGCUCCGUGCAGGCAGGCGCCACCUCGCUCUGCAGAAGUUAGAUGAGAACGAGGAUAGUAGUCUGAAGAAGUACCACCGGAACUCCAAGUACGACGUUUCUGCCGCUGAAUGGGCAAUUUGCGAAAAUAGUCAGGAGUAUUGUGCCAUAGCGACUAGCCAACUGAUAGAGGUGGUGACCUGGUCUUCAGGGGAUCCUACGUUGAUAUAUUCGCUUCGAGCGCAUACGAGAAUGGUCACAGACAUCGACUGGCAUUCGAAGGAGCCGCACCUGUUGGCGAGCUGUUCUAUAGACACCUUCACCCACUUGUGGGAUUUGAGAGACCCUAGGAAGCCGAUUUUGUCGCUGAGCGCGGUGUGUAUGUCGGGUGCGACCCAGGUGGGAUUCAACCGUGUUUCUGGGAAUCUACUGGCCACAGCUCAUGACGGUGAUUUGAGGAUCUGGGAUAUUCGAAAAGGAUCCUGUCCACAGCAGUAUAUUACCGCACAUUUGGCCAGAAUCCACGGAAUCAAUUGGAGCCACAAUCAUGAACAUUACUUGACAACUGCUAGCCAGGAUGGGACAGUGAAAUAUUUCGACGUUAAUAAUUCUCGGCGAGCAGAGAAAAUCAUCACGGUUUCUUCGCCAGUGUGGCGGGCUAGGUACACUCCAGCAGGAAACGGACUAAUAACAGUUGUUGUGCCCCACCUGGGUCGUGGUGAGAACAGUUUACUUCUUUGGAAUAACAAUAAACAGACUGAGCCUGUCUGUUCGUUCGAGGGACACACAGACGUAAUUUUGGACUUUGCGUGGCGUCCCAAUAGGGACAGCUCCUCAACGGAUAUAGAGCUCAUCACGUGGUCCCGCGACCAAACUCUGCGUCUAUGGAAGAUAGACGAAUCACUGCUGCGAUUAUGUGAUCCACCUCAACAAGAAACUGAGGAUGAAGCUGCAGACAUGCAGCUGGGCUCUUGGUCCACAGUGAAAACAGUGAGGAAGAACCCAAGUAGUAAGUCCCUUACCGAGCAGCCGUCAUGCUCUCUUCAGCAUGAGUUUUCGCUCCUUAACACAAAUAUUUCUCACAUUGAUUUCGAGGUCCUUGAUCCGAUUAAAAGACACGCCCUCGUAAAGGUGUCAGCAAAUGGUCACAUGAUUGUGUUGGAAAUUAAUUUCCCCAGCAACUACCCCAGUCCGAAUGUUCCGCCCGAAUUCAUAUUCUGUGAGAAUUCUUCCAUAAAUGAUAGCCUAUCGAUAUCGCUUCUGAAAGUGUUGAAAACCCACGCUUUGCAGAGAGUAAAGAAGGGACGAACUUGUAUGGAGCAAUGUCUACGGGCUUUGGUUACGGCAUUGAAACGGUCCACUGGCGGCGGGGAUAAGACUCAGUUGCGGCUGCAGUCACCACGGCUCGAGGGUGCCUUGAGCGGCACGCUACAUGAUGCUUGCAUACCCUUUCCGAAAACAUCCGGAGCGAAGUUUAAUACCAGCGGAUUAUUCGUGACGUUCUCACAGCCUCUAAAUACGAAGCGAAUCAGUUUACGUAGACAAAACAUAACGCCAAGAGCUCUAUCCGCUAUUAGUGGCGGUUAUUUGGGGAACGUGAUGGGUUCUCAACCGGUUCUCUACGCCCAUCGAGAUACAUCAACGUCAGCCUUUUACAUCCAAGAUAGGCAUCGAAAGAAUUUCCGCAGUAGAUCAUCCCAAAGAGCCUCAUCUAACGCAGUUAUCAACGUCUAUGACGUAACCAAACUGCUGAAUAUAAGUAAAACUUUGAGCGAACAAUAUAUAUUGGACAAAACAAAUAUUGUCAGGACUUGCAGACACAACAAAGCUGUUGCCGAAACAACGGACAGACCGGAAUUGAUACAAGCCUGGAAUUUAGCUGAGAUGAUCGCUAGCUCGUGUACACCGGAAGACAUUGUAUAUGGCAAUUUAUUCCAGACCAAUCCAUUCCAAAGGCAUUUGUUGAAUUCGCUGAUUACCCACUUCGCUAAACACGGUGACAUUCAAACGGCUGUGAUGUUAUGCUGCACAUUCGACAAGUUUUGCUCUAAACCAGAGCCUCAUCAAGGUUACGGUCAUAAUAGCGUUAGCAUAAGUCCAGCGCAUUCGCCUUAUCACACAAUCAAUCCUGUCGAAUUCAGCAACGACCACUCCUGGAACUUGGCUAUGCAAGUGAAACAGCUUCGAAGCAACUCAUGGUCAGACUCUUUGGAUUGGACCGAGUUAAAGCAACUCAACAACGAAAUAAACCGAUCAACAUUCAAGAAAUGUCAGAAGAACCUAUUCGAUUCGUUCAUCAAAGCUUAUGCUGAAGUGUUGUUCAGUUGGGGACUUUUGCCUGCCAGAGCUAUGGUAUUGAAACACUUGUCGUCACCUUCCGAUGCUGUGAAAGGAGUCGAGUUUCCCAUUGAGUGCGUAUUUUGCAACAGAGUUAAUAAAGGCCCGUCGUGUAGCAAUUGUAAAAGGCUUCUGCUCCGUUGUACGAUUUGCAGAAUUCCUGUGAAGGGAGCAGCGAACGCUUGUUUGAAUUGCGGUCAUGGAGGCCACACGGAACACUUGAAAAAAUGGUUUGAGACUCGUGAUAUGUGCGCCGCAGGUUGUCAGUGCCGUUGCCUGGAUGAAUCUCAACACGUUCUUAAUGAUUUGCUUCAACUUUAAUCUGAAUAAUUGUUAUGUAAUCAAAUAUAUUUUAUACUUUAAA